CUUAGUGCGAAUAUAAAUCCUUCAAGAAAAGAUUGCUAAAAUAUGAAUUCACAUAAAAAUCGUGACUUGGAAUUAGCAUUAAAUUUACAUGACGAAUUUAACAUUGUUGGUAUAACAGAAAAUGCAAUUAUUCCGAAAGAUAAAAAUAAUAAACAUUACAAACCAAAAACGUUAGUUGAUCAAACAUUAGAAAUAAUAGAUCCAACCCCUAAUAUUUAUACAUUAUUUAUGCAAUUUAAUUCACGUUUUUUCUGGAAUGUUUUAUUAUCUGUUGAGGUUAAAUGGAGCAAUAGAAUGACAAGCUGUGCAGGAGUAUGUUCUUAUCACCCACGAAAUAAAGAAUGUAUAAUUUCUCUUAGUGUUCCAUUACUUAAACUAAGGCCAAGAAAAGACCUUGUCGAAACAUUAUUGCAUGAAAUGAUUCAUGGUUAUUUAUUUUUAACUAACAAUAAUCGCGAUAGAGAUGGACAUGGACCGGAAUUUUGCAAACAUAUGCGUAGAAUAAAUAAAGAGGCAGGAACGAACAUAACGAUAUAUCAUACUUUUCAUGAUGAAGUUAAAUUGUAUCAACAACAUUGGUGGAGGUGCAAUGGUCCUUGUUAUAAAAGGCCUCCAUAUUUUGGAACUGUACGUAGAGCUAUGAACCGUGCACCAGGCCCAUCAGAUUUUUGGUGGAGAGAACAUCAACAAAGUUGUGGUGGACAGUUCAUAAAAAUCAAGGAGCCAGAAAAUUUUAAAACUAGAAAUACAAAGAAUAAUCAAAAAUCGAAAAUGAUAUCCAAAAAUACUCAAAAGGAAAAUAGUCUAACUGAUUGGCUAAAAAAUAGUAAUAGUCCACAAGAUAAAUUUAACAAUAUAUCUAGAUCAAAAAUUAUACCUAUAUCAAAAAUUUCUAACACAGAAAAUGAAAAGAUCAAUAUUUAUACCAGUACUCCUCUUAAUAAAAAAAUAAAUAAUGAACUGUUAGAUAGCAAUCUAAAGAAACUUGGUAAUAAUACAAAUAAUGUUCAUGGAUGGGGUGUAGGAGGACCAAACAGUUCAUCUGCUUCUAAAGUAAUUAACAAAAAUCAUACUCCUAAAUAUUCUUAUUCAGGUCAAGUAGGAGGUUCUAAAAUCGGUAAAAGCAAUUUAUUAGAUAAAUUUUAUAUAAAAAGUAAUAAUCAGCAACGAACGUCAUCACAACAGAAGACAUCAUCGAAUGAUAAAACUAAUACAAAACAAAGAGUUAUAAAAUCUGUUCAAGGAAACACAAGUGCAAGUCAAAGUGAUGCUUUAAACCAAGAUGUCAGUGACCUUGUAAAUUGUCCUAUUUGUCAGGUUACUGUUUCUGUUAAUAUUAUUAACGAACAUUUAGAUUCGUGUUUAGAUAAUAAAGAUAAGAAAAAGUCAUAUGAUGUAAAAAAUACUCCACAACAUUGUAAUGUUGAUAGUCAAAUGGAUACUUCAUUAAUGGAAAAUACUAUCUUUAUUACUCCUAAACGGAGUAAUGUAAUGCAUACAUCAUCAACAAAACGACAAAAACUAGAAAAUUUACAUAAGUCCGACUUCACAGAUUGUCCAGUAUGCCAUAUCAGCUUUAAGAUUACAGAUAUUUAUAACCAUCUUGACACAUGUCUUCCAGAACAAUGUCUGUCAAAUUCAUCAUCUAAUACAAUAAUUAUUAAUAGUUCUUCAGAUUCUGAAUCACCUAAUAGUAUAUUUAUUGAUAGUCCUACUAUAAAGACAAACGCACAAUCUAAUUAUAGAAAAAAUAACACUAUACGUAAUAUUCAAAAAUGUUUAAUUUGUAAUGCAAUCAUUCCAUCUACAAUAUCAUUAAAUGAUCAUUUAGAAGAAUGUAUUGGAACAAUGUUUAAUGAUGAAUCUAUAUCAUGCAUUGAUAAUAACAAUGAUAAUUUAGAAGAAGUUCGUGCAACAGAUCAAAAGUAUCCUUGUCCUCUGUGCAUGGAAUUAUUUACAGAAAAUAUUAUGAAUGAACAUUUGGAUACAUGCCUUAAAUAAAAAUAUUUGUAAUUUAAUAGAUCUAAUAGAUAUAAUAGAUAUAUUGAAUUGAAAAUGAAGAUAUGAAAAAUAAUAUUCUGCUUAAUGAUAUUGCGAUAUUACAGAAGAUUAUAUAACAUUCAUAAAGAAAAGUACUUCUUUUAAUCAUAAAACUAUAUAUAAAAAAU
Messenger RNA from Vespula vulgaris, 2168 nucleotides. RefSeq names its product DNA-dependent metalloprotease SPRTN (gene mh). The transcript is spliced from 5 exons. Gene Ontology annotation, cellular component: nucleus. The record is from RefSeq and is a predicted model, not a curated record. Gene Ontology annotation, molecular function: metalloendopeptidase activity; polyubiquitin modification-dependent protein binding; single-stranded DNA binding. Gene Ontology annotation, biological process: DNA repair. Lineage: Eukaryota; Metazoa; Arthropoda; Insecta; Hymenoptera; Vespidae. The coding region runs from base 43 to 2001 and encodes 652 amino acids.